AGUUGACUUUAAAAAUUACAAAUAGUACAAAAAUAUCGCAAUAAUUAAACAUAUAAGUGAACCAAAAUGAAAAAAAGACUUUUGAUUCUGUUACUCCUGAUGACUUACUUCUUUAACUCCGAAGGAAGGUCUCCUAGAGUCAUAAUUAUUGGAGCAGGUGUAUCAGGAGUCGCAGCAGCGUCUAGAUUACUUGAGAAUGGAUUCGACAAUAUUACUAUUCUUGAAGCGGAAAAUCGAAUUGGAGGAAGAAUACAUUCUGUUAAAAUAGGUGGGUACGUAGUCGACCUUGGAGCCGAAUGGGUAGUAGGAGAAGAAGGUAACGCAGUAUACGACCUAGCUGAUCCGUUGGGUCUUCUUGAGAAGUGUUCUGGAUAUAAUGCAUGGAAUACAACGGCAAGACUCUUCGGAUCUUCUGGAGAAGAAAUACCUCGAGAUGUCGCUAGUGGAUUGGUGCAAUAUUUCAAUAAAGUCAUGGAAGAAAUAAAUUCUAAGGAUGAGAGUGAUGAUGUAAAAGCUGAAAACCUUGGUCAAUAUUUCGACCCUAGGUUGGAUAAAUACUUUAAAGAUCAUCCAGAAAUAAGCCCUGAAUUACAUGAGCCUUUAAAGUAUUUGCUGAAUUUGUUAGACAAUGUACACGAUGCUGGCAAAAGUUGGUACGAUGUUUCUGUAAACAGUUUAUUGAAGCUAAUAGCGAUUGAUGGAGAUCAUGCUAUUAAUUGGAAAGAACGAGCUUACAGUAUGCUUUUCGACUUACUAAUGAAAAAAUAUCCUAAUCCGGAAGAAGAAUUACCUGUGAAGGAAAAAACAAAGCUUAAUACGAAAGUUACCAAGAUAAAAUACGAUGAAACUUCCGUAAAAGUUACGACUGCUGAUGGAGAAGAAUACGAGGCUGACCACGUCAUAGUUACAGUGUCUUUGGGAGUUCUUCAAAAACAUAUGGACACGCUGUUCAAUCCAAAAUUACCUGAGAAGAAAGCUAAUGUCCUUAAGAAUCUUACCUAUGGGCAUAAUGCUAAAAUAAUUAUUUACUAUAAAGAUCCUUGGUGGCUUGAAGACUUAACUUACAUUCGGGGUAUAUACUGGACGGAAGAAGACAGAAAAGAGUUAGAAAAUGAUCCUCUGCGAAAGUGGAUGCUUAGUGUAUCGGUGGGAACGAGGAUCGAGCAUAAACUAAAGUUGCUUAAGACUUGGGUAACUGGAGAAUACGUCACGGAAAUGGAGCUGGUUCCUGAAGAAUUGUUCCAAAAACAAAUCAAGGAACUUAUCAGAAGGUUCUUUGGACAAGCUUAUAAUAUUACUGAGCCGACGGAGAUAAUUCGGAGUAUGUGGAACACUAAUGAGAACUUUCUUGGUACCUAUCGAACUGCGGGGUUACCUGAGGAUAAGUUUGAUAAUCCCACUGGAGACUAUGCCGAGCCGAUUUUAAUAAAUGAUAAACCAGUAUUGCAAUUCGCUGGUGAAGGUACUGCUGCUCACUGGAGUCUGGUAGACGGUGCCGUUGAAUCGGGAUGGCGAGAAGCAGAUCGGAUAAUUAAUUAUUAUGCCGAUAAUUAAUGUAACAUAUAAUUUAAAAAUUUUUGAGCAUCGCUGCAUAAAAAAUUUCAAUUUUAAAAUAUAAAAUAUAGCGGGAUAAAUAUUUUUACACCUAGAUUUCUUCUUAUUUGUUUUAUUUUCUAAAUUAAAGGAUUCAUUUAAAGUUUAUUAGAUACUUCUAAGCAACUUUGUUUAUAAAAUUAACUUUGAAGGCCAUUUUUAUGUUAUAUAAUCGAGAUAACUUUGUGAUUUAACAAAUCCAUGAACUUUAACAUCUGUAAAAUAAAUAAAUUGAAGAGAUAUUGAAUAAAUAAAUUUUACUUUCAGUAGA
This is a messenger RNA of Cotesia glomerata, 1864 nucleotides long. Its product is annotated as protein anon-37Cs-like. Bases 67 to 1554 code for a protein of 495 amino acids. NCBI's taxonomy places the organism in Eukaryota, Metazoa, Arthropoda, Insecta, Hymenoptera, Braconidae. The record is from RefSeq and is a predicted model, not a curated record. Gene Ontology annotation, molecular function: polyamine oxidase activity. The transcript is spliced from 8 exons.